Messenger RNA from Folsomia candida, 1421 nucleotides. RefSeq lists its product as uncharacterized. NCBI's taxonomy places the organism in Eukaryota, Metazoa, Arthropoda, Collembola, Entomobryomorpha, Isotomidae. Bases 229 to 753 code for a protein of 174 amino acids. The transcript has 3 exons. The record is from RefSeq and is a predicted model, not a curated record.
ACAAAAUAAAUAAAAAUUUCAUCCUUUGAGUAAUCAAUUAAUUUCAGUUAAUUAAUUACGUAGAAUUAGAAAUUAUUGAUGGUUAAGAACUUCACAACAAAAACUAAUUCAAACUCUUGUAAUUUUACAUAUUAUUCUAGGUGUAAUAACUAAUUGAAGAGGUGAAUUAUUAAAUAAUUUGCUGAUAAAACUACGUUUUGGUUUUAAACACCAUUAAAUAGGCUCAACAUGGUUCGCAAUUACAUUCGGAAGACGAAACCUCGUUAUUCCAGGAAACAGUUGGCAAGUACAAUUAAAAAGAUAAAGGACAACGAGUUAACAUUGAAGAAAGCUUUGAAAACGACAAAAAUUAGUCGAGCCACGUUGUACCGGUAUCUUAACAGAAGGGAUUUCGCCGAUUACCGGAAACUGCCGUUGGAUUCGGAGAAAAGAAAGGAGGCGAGAAGAAUGGCCAAAUAUCGAGAACGACAUCCCGACCGGAUGAGUGAUAGUUCGUCCGAUUCAGAAAUAACGGGGAGUGAAAAUAGCGAAGAUGAAAAUGAUGAUGUUGAUGACGAUGAUGAUGAAGCUCCAAGAAAAAUCCGCUUCGUACCGUUAAAGGUGACGAAGACGGUGGAGAAGGCGAGGUCAAAAUUACGAAAGCGAGAAAUCGCCACGGACGACACGGAGGAAAAGGAUUGGAAACUUGUUGUGAAAGUGGAACGACUUCCCGAUUCGGAAAUCGAAGCAAAAAGGAAACGGUCCAGAAAAUAAGUAUGUAUGCAGAUAUGUCAAGGUUGAAGUUUUGUAGACAGUUUCCAGGAAUUUUAUUAGUUAUUUAGCUCUUUUGAAUUUAUUUUGAAGUUAUGGAAUAAUCUUGAUGUUUUCUAUUUAUGUGGGAGGCAAUAGUUUAGUUUUAGAAAGUUUUGGUGACAUAUUAUUUCACAAAGUGAGACAAAAUUGGAUUCAUUUCCGUAUUUGUUAUAGAUAUAUGCCUGCAUUGCAUUGUAUAUGUAUUUAAGCUGCAUUCUAAGUAGCUUAAUUUUCCUAGUUAAAAAUGUUUGAUUCUUAAACAUUCAUAAAUACUUCGCAAUGUAGCCUAAUUUAAUGUGCAAUGAUUAUUUUUGUAAGCUUAUCCUUGUAAGUCUAAAUAUUUUCAUUAUAACGUUUCCUAAAAAUAUCUAUUAAUGUAAAGACGAAAAAUGCAGGACACGCAAUAGGAACAAAAGGUCUAUCCAUAAUUAGCAUGGAUAUACAAUAUACAUAUACCUAUCUUUAUGCACGUAUUACAUCAUUAACUGUUUGGGUUUGAUAUUUAAAAAGCACCCGUCUGAAAAUUAAUUCAAUUUCACAUUCACGGAAUGAAUUAUGUAUUUAUUUUUGUGCCUAAUUUUAUGUCACAAAGAAAUUAUUAAAGUUAAAGUAAAGUUUUCGUAAUUAUA